AUAUUGCUACUUUUACUAUAAGUUAUAAUUUUGAAAAAGUAUUGCUAUUUAUUGUAAUUAUAGUCUUAAGGAUGCUAGUUUCUGUAAUUUUUCCAUAAGAAAAAUUGGGUUGGACACAUAUAAAAAGAGUCAAGAUAUGGGUAAUAUAUUAUAUUAUCUUAAAUUAAAAUUAAGAACUAAUUAGUUGCCACAUCAUUUUUCUGGUGGAAUUAUUAUAAAAUCCGGUCAUAGUGACUUUUGUGAUGGUUGGAACAAAGUAAAAUGAGUUUUAUGUAAUGAAUGAAAGAAAAAUGACUUUUGUGUAAUAGACACAAAGUUAAGUCACCAUGGAUGAAAUUUACUAGAGUAUUUAUUGCAAAUUUUAUGAAAUUUUACACAUAAAUUUAUAUUCCAUGAACCAUUCAGAUGAAUCCAUUACGUCUCUCUCAUUGGUGGAGCAAAAAAUUUCAAUUUUAGGGGUUCAAAAAAUGAAUAAGCAAACAUAGGAAGAAGCCAAAUGGACUCAACAUUUACUGUACAACAGCAACAACAACAAUAUAUCCAGUUUAUUCUCACUAAGUGUUUGACUAGGAGGAUUAGUAUAGGUCUAUUAAUAAAAUAAUUUUAAAUAUGGAUAAACAAUGUAAUUUUUUGCCAAACGGGGUUUGGAUGAGCCUUUGGCAAAGGCCUAUGCUACACUAAGAAAAAAAGUAAGUUGAGAUUACGAAGUGACUUAGUCAAACUAGAAAACUAUAAAGAAAGCGAGGCUAAGGUUCCAAAGUAAGGUCAGCUAUUAAGGUAAUCUUAGAUUGUGAAGUUGCUUAGCCGUUAAUCAAUUUUAAAAUUAAAGUUGUAGUGAGGCGUUAUACAGAGUUGCAUCAGCUGGUCACUCUGUAUCCCCCUCUAUGUCAAUGUAACAUUCAAUCAACUUAAUACGUUUUUCACACUGAAUAUAACUAUAUAUGUUAUGUGAAAAGUUACUAAAGUUUUAAAACUUAUUGUGUUUUGAACCCAUAAUCUAGUAAAAUCUUAAAGAUUAAAUCCACCAAAUUAUAGAUUAAAAUCAUAGACAUGAUUUUGCUUGUAGCAUAAAUUAAACCUACACAAUCUAAUAAUUUAGAAGUCAUUGAUCAAGGUUUGGUAGAAGAACUUAAUUAGUUCCUGAAAAUCGAAUCAAGAUAUUGAAUUUCAAUUAUUUGAGGAGACAUAUCAAUUGGUUGAACCUUGAUAAAGGAAACAGAUGUUUUAUGAAUCACUCACAUAUUCUUCUACAUUAUAUGUAUCACGGGAUUGUCUUGGAAAAAUAAUAUGGAUAUGCAAAAACAAACAUUUUUUACUGGAAACAUUUCUUUAAUGAAUUCCACGGGAGCUUCUAGUCAAUGGAAUAUGUAGAAUUGUUAAAUGCAAAUAAUUGUCUGUGAUACCUGUUAUAAUGGGUCUAAUUAUACUUAUUUCUAUAAAAAUUCAUAAUAGCGUGAGUAGACACACAUUUAAUGUUGAUCUGAAAUUUCAUUAAAUUGUAAAAGGAAGUCCAGUGCAAUAAACUCCCGCUGGUCUAUUGUACACAACUUUACCCUGCAGAGGCUGUUUUCAUUAAAUUGUAGAUAACUAAAAAUUAUAUUUGCACAUACAUCCGUUUCCAUACGGAUGUAUAGUGUUGAUUACUGAUUAGAAAAUACGGUAUAAAGUGUAUGCUAAACUAUGUAGUAUUUGUUAUUACUGAAGUUUAUGUUUCAAUCAAUUUUUUGGAACAAGUGCAUCGGUUAAAAGUUUUUUAUGUUUCAAUUAAUAUUGAAACAAAUGCAUUUUGAGUUAUAAAAAAAAUGAAUGUGAAAUUACAAUCGAAACAAAUGCAUCUUGAGCUACAAAUGCAUUAACAAUUGUAAAUUCAUUUACGUUUUAGGUUCUUGAAACUUGAAAGAAAGACAAUUUUUGUUCAUGAACCUAUUAACUAUUGCUUAAUUAAUACUUUUUACUUGCGUGAAAAAUUUUAUCUUAUAAAUAGUGUUUCUUUUGUUUAGAAAAGAUAAGCACUCAAAACUACUUUUCCCUUGAAAAACACUUGAGAGACAUUGAUCAAAUGGUGAAAUCACCAAUUCAAGAAUAGAAGAACAACAUUCUUGAAUGCUACUUGUUUUAUGGCUUAGUUGAAUUCCGAAGAUAGAGUUGUCACUAGUUCUUCCGUUUCCUCAUAGGAGAGACUCCAAAUAUCUUCAAGAAGCGUAUUUUCGUGCCUCUAAGCCAGGCAAGUUUUAUUUUGAAUUUCUUGUACAAUUGUCAUUAUUGUUCUAACAAUUUGAAGAUAGUUGUCUCUAUGACUUCUACAUCAAUAUCAAAUAGUAUUCCAUCUUUGCCUAAUCCUAAUUUUGAAAUAUUUGAUGGCAAAGACUUUCCUAGAUGGUGUGGAAAGAUGAAAUUCUUUUUAAGACGAUUAAAGUUGACAUACGUUCUUGAAGAACCUUGUCCUAAUGCUCUUAGUUCUGAGGUAGCAUCUGACGAGGCUACUUUGAUUAAAGAACAAAUUGCCAAAUGGCAAUAUGAUGAUUAUUUGUGCAAGAAUUAUAUGCUUGGAGGAAUGUCCAACAAAUAUUAUGAGCAAUAUUAUGUUAAAUGCAAAUAUGCUAAAGAGAUAUGGGACACUCUUCAAGCUAUUUAUUUAGCAGAAGAGGCGAGUUCUAAGAAAUUUCUCAUUUCAAAUUAUAUGGAGUUCAAAAUGGUUGAUGACAAGUCAAUCAUUGAACAAGUACAAGAAUUCCAACUUAUAGCUAAUAAAAUUGCUAUAUCUGGAAUUGCCCGUGAUGAAAACUUUCAUGUUGGUGCUAUUGUAUCAAAACUUCCUCCAUCUUGGAAAGAGUACCAAAGCAAACUCUUACAUAAAAAGGAAGGUUCGACUCUUGAACAAUUGUUGCAACACUUGCAAAUUGAAUAAGAGACACGAUGGCACGAUAAUAAUAGUUUGAAGGAACUUGUCAUGAAAGCUCAUAUGGUUGAAAAAAAAUCAAACAAGAAGGAACCAGAAAAUAAGAAUUUUUCAAAGGCAAAGAAGACUACAAAUUUCAAGCGUAAUGGUGCCAAUUUUAAAUCUGGUGAAUGCUAUCAUUGUCACAAAGUUGGUCACUAUGCGCAUGAUUGUAGAAUUCUCAAAGUCAAAAAGAAGAAAGAAAAAAUAUAUAAAAAUAAAAAAGAUGAUCUUAUGGCAAUGGUCACAGAAGAAUUUGUAGCGGACCGGCGCAACUCGUCACAUAUCAGUUAACCAAAAUUCUUUCAAGACUUAUGAAUUAGUGGGGGAUGGUAAAAUUGUAUAUAUGGGAAACUCCUCCUCUACUAAAGUUGUGGGAAAAGGAAAUGUUGAACUGAAGUUUACUUCCGAAAAGAUAGUUACAUUGAUGGACGUAUUGCAUGUUCCUGAUAUUCGAAAGAACUUGGUGUCAGGUAUGCUUCUUUCGAAGCAUGAUUUUAAAAUGAUUUUUGAGGCAAAUAAGUUUAUUUUAACUAAAAAUGGCAUGUUUGUUGGAAAAGGUUAUGUUGCAAAUGGAAUGUUUAAACUUAAUAUUGAAAAUGAAAAUAUUUCUACUUAUCUUGUGGAGUCUCUGGACUUAUGGCAUGAAUGUCUGGGACAUGUGAAUUUUAGAUCCAUUCAACUUAGGGUGAAUAAUGGAUUAAUCAAAGAUUGUGGAAAGAAUCAUACUACUAAGUGUCUUACUUGUAGUAAAUGCAAGAUUACGAAGAAGCCCUUUAAGACAGUUGAAAGGACUUCCACACUUUUGCAAUUAAUCCACACUGACAUUUGUGAGAUGGAUUAUUUGUCACGUCAGGAAAAAAGGUAUUUUAUCACUUUUAUUGACGACUACUCAAGAUAUACUUAUGUCUUUCCAUUGAAAACAAAAGAUAAAACAUUUGAAACUUUCAAAACAUAUAAAGCAGAAGUUGAAAAUAAAUUGAGUGUGAAAAUUAAGUCAAUUAGGUCUGAUAGAGGUGGAGAGUACUUAAAGUUAGAUUGUAUUAAUUUUUGUGAGUGAGAAGGCAUUGAAAAACAAUUGACCAUGUCCUAUACACCACAACAAAAUGGUGUAGCAGAAAGAAAAAUAGGACUUUCAUAGAAAUGGUUAAUUCUAUACUUUAUGGAUUUGAUAUAUCUGAAAAUUUAUGGACUGAAGCCUUGCUUUCAGCAUGCCAUAUUUUGAAUAGAAUUACUUCCAGAAAUUAUGAUGCAUCUCUAUAUGAACUUUGGAAUAAUCGAAAACCAAAUAUAAAUUAUUUUAAAGUAUGGGGUUGCUUGGCUCUUGUUCGAUUACCAAAUCAACAUUUAACCAAGAUUGGCUAUAGAGAAGUAGAUUGUGUGUUUAUUGGUUAUUCACAAACCAGUAAGGCUUAUAGAUUUUUAAAUCUUGAGACCCCAAGUCCUCACACAAUUGUUGAAUCUUUAUAUGCUAACUUUUUUAGCAUAUAUAUCCUAAGAAAAAAGAUUUUUUUGAACAAGAUUCAAGUUCUUCUAUUUCUCCUCUUAAAAGGAAAAUAGUUAAGCUAUUAGAAGAAAUUUAACCAGGAUGUAGUUCAAGAUCAACCAAAUCAAAAGACUUUGAACCUGAUUUUCAAGCUUAUUUGGUUGAAAAGGAUCUUGAAAGUUAUGCUGAAGCUAUGUCUUCACAUGAUGCUGCAUUUUGGCGUGAAGCCAUUGACGAUGAAAUGCAUUCUAUAUUAUCUAAUAAUACAUGGAUAUUGUCAUAUCUUCCUCCUGGAUGUAAACCAAUUGGUUGCCGAUGGAUUUUUAGGAAGAAAAUGAAAUUCGAUGGUACUUUAGAUAAGUACAAAGCUCGUUUGGUAGCUAAAGGCUUUACUCAAUUGAAAGAUAUUGAUUAUUUUGAUACUUUUGCACCUGUAGCUCGGAUGACCUCUAUUCGUCUCUUGAUUGCUCUAGCAACAAUUUAUGAUCUUGUGAUUCAUCAGAUGGAUGUGAAAACUGCAUUCCUGAAUGGAGAGCUAGACGAAGAAGUCUACAUGAAACAACCAGAAGGAUUUGUCAAUCCUGUUCAAGAACGUAAAGUUUGUAAGCUUCUUAAAUCUCUUUAUGGAUUAAAACAAGCUCUAAAAUAAUGGCAUGGUAAAUUUAGAAAAGUUAUGAUUUCUAGUGGCUACAUAAUCAAUGGUGGAAAUAUCUGCAUAUUUAGUAAAUUUUAAGAAAAUUCUAGUGUUAUAAUAUGUCUUUAUGUAGAUGACAUGUUGAUCUUUGGAACUGCUAUCGAAAGAGUCAAAGAAACAAAAUAUUUUCUUGCUUCUCAGUUUGAAAUGAAAGAUCUUGGAGAAGAUGAUGUAAUUUUAGGCAUCAAAAUUGUAAGAUCGACAAGUGGUUUGACUCUUACUCAAUCAAGUUAUAUUGAGAAGGUUCUAAAGAAGUUUGGUCAUUUUGACGACAAGCCUGCUCUUACAUCAUUUGAUCCUAGCAUCAAACUAGUACAAAACUCUGGUGAUAUUCUUGAUCAAUUGACAUAUUCUCAGAUUGUUGGGAGUCUUAUGUAUGCCAUGCAUUGUACUAGGACAGAUAUUGGUUAUACAGUAGAAACUUUGAGCAAGUUUACUGGUAGCCCUGGAGUUAAGCAUUGGAAUGCCUUAAUUCGUAUUUUAAGGUAUCUGAAGGGUACAAUUAAUGUUGGCCUAUAUUAUUCUACCUUUCUGACAAUUCUUGAAGAUUAUAGUGAUGCUACUUGGAAUUCUGAUCUGAAUAACUCUUAAUCUAUUACUGCUUGGAUUUUCACUUUGACUGGAGCAGCAAUAUCUUGGAGAUCAAAGAAGUAGACAUGUAUUGCUCACUUAACCAUGGAGUCAAAAUUUAUCGCUAUGUCUUCUGCUGAAGAAGAAGUUGAUUGGCUGCGGAGUAUGCUGAUAGAUAUUCCAUUAUGGGGUUGAAGGGGCAGCAUUUGAAGAUGGAAGGACGCCUAGCAUUUGGGACACAUUUGCUCAUGCUGGUAUUUAUGGAGGAGCCAAUGCGGAUGUAUCUUGUGACGCAUACCAUAAAUACAAGGAAGAUGUAAAACUCAUGGCUGAUAUGGGUUUGGAAGGGUACAGAUUUUCCAUUUCGUGGUCAAGACUUAUUCCCAAUGGAAGAGGUCUGAUUAAUCCUAGAGGGUUACAGUAUUACAACAAUCUCAUCGAUGAGCUCCUCAAUCAUGGAAUUCAACCACAUGCGACUUUAUGUCACAGUGAUAUUCCACAAGCACUUCAAGAUGAAUAUGGGGGUUGGAUGAGUCGAAAGAUAAUCGAUGAUUUCGCUGCCUAUGCGGAUGUGUGCUUCAAAGAAUUUGGUGACAGGGUUUUGUAUUGGACCACCUUAAAUGAAGUCAAUGUGUUCACCAUAGGCGGUUAUGAUAAUGGGCUCACACCCCCAAAUCACUGUUCCCCACCUUUCGGAAUUAAAUCCUGUUCCACAGGUAACUCUUCAACCGAGCCAUACAUAGUGGCUCAUAAUAUACUACUUGCUCAUUCAGCUGCCGUGAGACUAUACAGGGGAAAAUACAAGUCAACUCAACAUGGUUUUGUGGGAUUAAAUCUCUUUGCAUAUCGGCCACUUCCUUAUACAAAUGAGACAGCUGAUAUAAUUGCAGUACAACGAGUUUAUGAUUUCUAUGUAGGCUGGUUUGCCAAUCCCUUAAUUUCUGGCGAUUAUCCUGACAUAAUGAAGAAGAAUGUCGGCUCUAGAUUGCCCAAAUUUACAAGAGAAGAGUCUACGCAAGUUAAGGGCGCUAUAGACUUCAUAGCCCUGAACCAUUAUCAAACAGUACAUGUCAAAGAUAGCUCCAGCAGCCUUGAUAGUAAAAUCAGGGACUACAAUGAUGAUGGAGCAUUUGAAAUUAUAUAUACCGAUGAAGAUUCUCCACCAGGUCAGAUUGAAUAUCCAGUGACACAACCGGGGCUAGGAGAUAUAUUAGAAUACCUCAAGCAAGCUUAUGGCAAUCCACCUAUAUAUAUUCAUGAAAAUGGUCAAUUGACAAGGCGAAAUGCUACGUUAAAUGAUACAAGCAGGGUGGAAUAUCUGCAAGCUUACAUUGGGAAUUUGCUUGAUGCUAUGAGGAAUGGAUCAAAUGUGAAAGGCUACUUCACGUGGUCGUUCCUAGACUGUUUUGAGUUAUUUGACGCAUAUGGUUCGGCAUUUGGCUUAUACUAUGUGGAUUUGGAUGACAAAGACUUAACUAGAUAUCCAAAGUUUUCUGCAUAUUGGUACUCUAAUUUCUUGAAGGGAAAAGACUCCAAACAUACUGCACUUGUUGAUAUUGAGGAUAAACUACAUUCUUCCCAAUAAGUAUUUUGUGGUUGCCUUUGUAUGUAUUUCACAAAUGUCAGCUGAUUUUUUUCCACUUCUUGCAAAUAAUGAUUCAUCAAGUCUGAAUUAGUUGUGGAAACUUGUGUAAUAAUUCUAAGGGAUAAUUGCCAUAUUUGAAUUAUUAAUAGUUAUAAGACCACAUGAUAUUGUUCUACAA
This is a messenger RNA of Capsicum annuum, 7451 nucleotides long. RefSeq names its product beta-glucosidase 11. Gene Ontology annotation, biological process: carbohydrate metabolic process. Gene Ontology annotation, molecular function: beta-glucosidase activity. The transcript is spliced from 13 exons. The coding region runs from base 6014 to 7273 and encodes 419 amino acids. The record is from RefSeq and is a predicted model, not a curated record. NCBI's taxonomy places the organism in Eukaryota, Viridiplantae, Streptophyta, Magnoliopsida, Solanales, Solanaceae.